Haliotis rufescens (red abalone) is the source of this 4871-nucleotide messenger RNA. RefSeq lists its product as uncharacterized. The transcript is spliced from 2 exons. NCBI's taxonomy places the organism in Eukaryota, Metazoa, Mollusca, Gastropoda, Lepetellida, Haliotidae. The record is from RefSeq and is a predicted model, not a curated record. The coding region runs from base 316 to 1281 and encodes 321 amino acids.
AAGUUGAGAAAAAGCCAUAAGGAAGCACUUGUACCACUUGUACAGGGAUAAGAGUUGUCCUUGUUUCCAGUUUCAGUAAACAUGGUAAACAUCACUUCCAUGUGUGCUGCAUGUGUUUGUGAGGUGGGUCUGAUAUCUGAUCUUGUGUAGUGAAGUUUGUAUGAGUAAUGCUGUCAGAAUUUCACCAUUGGCUACAGAAUCAGGGUCAGGCAGUUGUCAGCUUUCCCCAGAUGCAGCAUGUCACCUGAUCAGAGAUAGCUCCUGCAAGUGAUUUUUCAUAAAAGCUGCUGCAAAGUUGGAAUUAAUCACUCCAACAUGGAUGUGAACCCCUACAAACGUUGUGAUGCCUGUUACCUGAUUCCCACCCGUGUCCUGUGUAUAGGGCUUGUUAUCCUCCAGGGUGCUAUAAUAGACUACUAUCUGAUCCAACACAACAACAGCUACUGGUAUGCAUGGAUAGCAGCUGAUGUAGCCUUGAUCUUUAUAUUCAUCAUGGCAUUUCUCUUCUCAUAUCGUCACCUUCAACUUGUUAAAAUUACUUCAAAUGAACAGGCCCCUGUUCGGGCAGGCAGUCUCCCUCUUGGGUUCUUCGCCUGGUUUGUGUACUCGAUCAUUCUUGCAGUUCGUGUUGGAAUAAUAUUUAAAAACUUUGCAUGGAAACUUAAAGAAGAAGAUUUCUUUGGUCCAAAUACUCUCAAGAUCGCUGUUGCUCUUUCAGCUUUAGUGUUCGUACUGCUGUUGUUAUCACAUCAUGAUGCCCCACCAAAAAGUGAACGACAAAAACACAUCGACAUUCUUACACAAACUGUCGUGUUUGAUAUUUUAGAUUCUGUUGAUGUCCUGGAUGUGUUUUUUGAAAAGGAAAAUGUGGACGCUCUUAAAAUUCUCCCAGGAAUUAACUGGGGAAUCAUCUGCAUAGCGUGUGCCAACCUCAUCAUCCCCACUCUCCCACUCAUGGCGCUGAGUCGGAUACACUUCGGCUACAAGUUCCUUCCAGAAACACUGGAGACUUUACACAAGAUGCUGCUGUUGCUAGUCAUCAACACCCCGCUGUUUACGCUGCGUCUCAUCCUCUGGCAUCGACUGGAUCAAGACGUGUCCACCUUCAUCAUGAAGAACUUUCUUGUCAUUGGUCUGGUGAUCUAUGACUUUUACAACAAAGGUCGAUUCCGGCGAAUGCAUGGUGGUACGGAAGAAACGGAUGGUGCGAAGAAAAGGGAGAUGGAAGAGAUAAUGCUGAGGGAUCAUAAUGCCAGCUUUGAUAAGAGUCUUCAAACAUGAAGGUGAAGGUCAUCACAAGGCCAAGGGUUAUGACAUAUUUCUCUCUUGAUGUGUUGGGUGAAGGUCAUCACAAGGGCAAGGGUCAUGACAUCUCGCUCUUGAUUUAUUGGGUGAAGGUCAUAACAAGGGCAAAGAUCAACUGAAGGGCAAGGGUCAUGACAUCUCACUCUUGAUUUAUUGGGUGAAGGUCAUAACAAGGGCAAAGGUCAACUGAAGGGCAAGGGUCAUGACCUCUCACUUUUUUCUCCUGUCACAGCUGUGAUGGGACAAAAUGGCAAUUAAGGCGUCACUUUGAAAGUUAAAGUAGUCAGAAUACCAUUCUGUUCUGAGAAUUGAACACUAACGUCAAUUUCUUGAUGUUUGUUUGCAAUACAAACUUGACAAUCAUUAUACUACAUCAGUAAUUGGCUUUGCAGAAAGACAGCAAAUUCUUGAAAUUAAAUUUCAGCAUACAUGGCCAUACUUCACUCACUUAAGUUUGAUAUUCAACUUAUAUUUCUGUCAGACUUACUUAGAUUUUUAUCACUUCCUAUUGUAUUAUUGUUUCAAAGUAUUCUUUUAAAUGUGUGUAUGUUGUGUGUUUAGAAAUGUUUCAUUGUUACAUGAACAUUAUGAUUCAUUGCAAAAAUGCAGUAGAAUGAAAGACUGGAAUUAAUUUCUUUUGAAUUAUUUAUUAGAUGUUUCGCAUAAACAUGAUAAAGGGAAAAAAUACUGCCAGCCAACAUGUGUGGGUUAAGCCUACAGCAUCUAUACGGUAUCUUACUGCAAUGGUUUUAGAUACAAAUUGUUUGUUGCCAUAUUUGUUUAUAUUUUUGCAUCACAUAUUUUAGGUCAUUGUUAGUAAGCAUUACAAAACAUCCGUUUUACUGUAAGGAGCUUGUAUUGCAGAGAGUCUUCUCUCCAGUUGUAUUGGGUAUGUAGUGGAGUUUAUGGAAAUUUAUCAAAACAUCAGUCACCAAUAGAAUUGGUAUUUUACAUGCAAGGUAAGAUGAUAAAUGUAUCUUCAAUUUGUUCAUUUAUAAGUGUGUAUACCUUUGUUGCAGACAAGUGAAAAUAUAAAUUAGUUCUAAAGUCCAUCACUGGAUUGAUCACACAACACCAUAAGCAUUAUGAGGUCGUCAAGUUGCAUCAAUGGACCUAGGAUAUAUAUCUGGUUAUCACCUUAUACAGUUAGUUAUUAAGAAUUACAUUUUGAAAGUAAGGGAGAUUUUACACGGAACUAAAAUAUUUAUCUGAUUUGUUCAUUUAGUCAUUGCUAGUUAAUAUCUGUAUGUAGUGUUAACUGUAAGUAGAGUCCACUUGGCUUGUUCAUAUUGCAUAAAAUCAAAUAGAAAUUUUAAUAUGAAUACCAAUGCAAAAUUAAGAAUUCACUGUCACAGAAAUGUUUACCGGUACAUACAAGUAUAUUUAGAUGGACAAUGAGGAGGUAGAAAAUUCAAUUUUAAACAUUUAAUCAGCCUAAUAGUCAGCCUAGUUCAUAUUUAGCAUUUAAUUGAUUCAUUGCAGGUCUACAUAGGUAAUUGUUGUCUAAACACAUAGGGAAUAUCCUACCGUAUAUAGCUGUGUGUAAGGCGACCCCACGUAUAAGACGACCCCCUGUACACGCCUUCGAAAUUGUACAUAUCUAGUCAUUAGAUCCUCAGGAAAACCCUUAAAUUAUUAAUCAAAGAAUUUGAUGGUCUCUGUAUGAAGGUUGGUACUACCCACAACACAACUCAAGGAUCCACCAAGCUGUUUCUAAUACUGCAUACUACUGCAUGCAAUACAAAACAAUACUCAUUCACUCACUCACUCACUCACUCUCAUAGAUUGUUUUAUUCAUUCAGAUCAUUCACAGUUUGACAAUCAUCCUUGUGUUUUUUAGUUGUCCCCUGACUUUGUGGGGCUGGCUUUAUCAUUGUUUAACGGAAGGAUAGAUUGAAAAAUAAUAUUUGUACUUGAUGUAUUUAUUACAGAACCACUUUUGUGACAGAUUUUGUAGAUCAAAGAAUUCUGUCAGGAAUGCAACAUUUAGUUUCCCAGUUUGAUAUAUAGUGGGGUUAUUGUUCUUGUCUGUUACCAUGGUAACCACCUCAUUCACUAUCAUUACACUUAGUCACUACAGACAUAAGUGCUGUUGUAUAAAACAAUCUUAGCGCUAAGACUGUUGUGAGUCUUUGUUCAGAUAUGGGAGUUACGAUCACCUUAGCACUAAAAUUGCUUUGUACAAUGUCACCCUGUAACUAUGAACAGUAUAUAGCAAUAGUCACUGGAUUGCUUGCCUUUGACUGGUGAGAAGUGACUAAGUACUCAGUUUCUAUUCUGAACUUUUAACACUUUUAAAUGUUACAUUCUGAAAGAAUGUCUUGCUCAGUUCCAUAAAGCUUUUUGAAAUUCAGUUAUGAUGUUUGUGAUUCACUGUGUUCAUCUAACCAGAAGUUAGCCAGUUAUAUCUCUGUGUGGAUGUGGAUGAAAUGAAACAGUCACUAUGACUAAGAUAGAGGUUUGUAAAACCCACUAGCAAUGGCAAUGGUACAGUUAAAAUAAGGAUCAUAAUCUGGUAAAGUAUGAUUUCAACAAUCUAUCAGCAGAUCCUGGUAUGGCUAAGGGAUGGAACUCUGCAAAGCACAUAGCCAUCUGUGCACCAUCUUCAUGAAGAAUAUACUUGCUGCAUCUCUAGUUUUGUACAUGCAGUAUAUUUAGUCUGCUUCCAUCUUCAUCACGUUCAGGCCUGGAUCGGGUCACCGGUGGCCAAGUUGUCUAAGGCACUGUGCAGAGUUGCGUCCCUUGGUCCCUUGGUCACAGAAACCUGUGAUGGUGGGUUCUAUUGAUUACAAGUUUGCCCCAAUGGUGUUUCUAGGUGUUUGUUGGUUUCACCAAAGUGGUAAACAUGGUAAAGAUCUGAGACCUGCAUCACUUCAGGUUGACACGAUGUUAUGUAACUGCAAUACUGUUCAAUGCGGUGUUAAACCAACUCACUCACACCAGCAUGGCAGCGAAGUAGUUAUUACUUUGAUGAACAUAUUUUGCUAUUGAAAAUGUUGAAAAUAUUGUAAAACAUUGUUGAUAUUUUUUAACUUUUAAUUUGAAAUGAAUGUCCUUUUGAAGACAUUUACCUACUUUUGGUCACCUUUUUUUGAUAACCAGCUAAUACUAUAACACAUGUUUGUUACCAUCAUAUAUUUUUGAGGUCAUAUAUAUAUAUAAAUGAAAAAAAAUCAAAUACUUAUCCCUGUCCAGAACCAUUGUAAUAUACUCAUGUUUUAAAUUUAGCAUUUAUAAUAGUAGAAUUUUGUGAUGCUAUGUGUUAACUUGUGAACCCCAAGAGGUAUAUCAUGAUUGUACUGAUGACCCUUUGUAUAAGAUCAGUGAUCAUCAUCAUAAUCAACAUCCAGUAAGACUGUUUUAUUGUAGUGGAAGUGCUGUCUCUUGUUAAAGAAAAAGACAUAUUCUUUAUACAUUUUUAAGUCUUUAAUAUAUAUUUCUUACAAAUGUCUUGAAAACAAAUUGUGGCAAAUAUUUUAAAGAAUGUUCUCAAUUUAUCAUGUGUAUGUAAACAACAGUCUGCAUUCUUUGUUUUUCUACUCUAUUUUCGAAGUGACUUUGAAACG